Messenger RNA from Anguilla rostrata (American eel), 3334 nucleotides. It is a transcript of the gene trim69, whose product is annotated as tripartite motif containing 69. The coding region runs from base 529 to 1995 and encodes 488 amino acids. Gene Ontology annotation, cellular component: cytoplasm. The transcript has 7 exons. Lineage: Eukaryota; Metazoa; Chordata; Actinopteri; Anguilliformes; Anguillidae. The record is from RefSeq and is a predicted model, not a curated record. Gene Ontology annotation, molecular function: ubiquitin protein ligase activity; zinc ion binding; protein binding. Gene Ontology annotation, biological process: protein ubiquitination.
GCAAAACGCAAGCGCUACGUCCAGUGGAUUUCAACAGAAAAUGGAGAAGACUACCGAGAGUCUGACUCCAUGUUUACUUUGCGUUUGCAAGCCCGAGCGGUUGGCCGAAAAUUUACAGCAGUACGGAAAUACAUUCAGCCGUCCCCUGCUUCCUUGCCAGAGGCUGACAUCACGGAGGGGCAGUGGAGGUCCACGGCAGCACUGUGCUUCCCCUGGGCCUGGAGAGGGAGAGCCAGGAACCGCCCCCACACCAACCCCCUUCCUUUCCCACAGUCAACAGGAAGACCCAGGACCCAGACAGGGAGAAGGGGCAGAGACCGAGACGGAGAAGGAGACGGCCGGGGGAACAAAAAAGGGAGCUAGACAAGAAGAAAAAAGCAGGCAAGGAGAGGAAAACCACAGGAAGGAGGGAAUGAGAAAAGAAAGUGUCUAAAGAGAGAAAGAGGAGAGGAAAACAGUGGAGCAGAGCAGCAUCUCUUUAGUUUUAGUUUUAGUGUGGAAGAGGGGGAGCAAUCGGACGGCGUGACAAUGGCUGCCUGUUCUUCGAGGAGAUCUACCCAGCGCCUGAGCCGGGACCUGACCUGUUCCAUCUGCCUGGACCUCUUCAAACAGCCCGUCUCCCUCCCGUGUGACCACACCUUCUGCCAGGCCUGCAUCACCAGCUACUGGACCGGCCCAGCCUGCCAGGCUGGCUCGGCCUCCUGCCCCCAGUGCCGCACCGCGUUUCCCGGACAGAGCUUCCGGCCCAACCGGAUAGUGGCCAAUAUCGUGGAGAGCUACUGCCAGGCCCUGGAGGAGAGCGGGCAGCCGUGCCGGGCAGCCCCCCAGGCCCCGCCGCCCCCCCUCUGUCUGCGCCAUCGCGAGGAGCUCAAGCUCUACUGCGAGGAGGACCAGGAGCUGGUCUGCCUGGUGUGCGGGAUUUCCCAGGAGCACCGGAGCCACACGCUGGUCAGCAUCGAGGAUGCACAGCACCGAUUCACGGCGUCACUGAACAGCUCCAUGACGGCGCUACAGGCGGAGCUGAAGGCUGCUCUGCAGUGUGAGAGUGAGGCAGAGCAGGAGGUGACGAAGCUGAAGGAGCACACAGCGGACCUGAAGCACCGCAUUGAGGCGCAGUUCUCCGACCUGCACCAGUUCCUGUACCAGGAGGAGAAGCUGCUGCAAGUGAAGCUGAAGACGGAGGAGCGGCGGGAGCUGAUCCGGCUGGACGAGUACAAGGCCGUGCUGUCCGUGGAGAUCUCCCGUCUGCGGCGAGCCAUGGGCGACAUCGAGGACAAACUGCGCGAGCGGGACGCCAUCCUGCUGCUCCGGAACAUCAAGGCCCUGCUGCAGAGGCAGCCGCUGAAGUUUGAGCGGCCAGCCCACACCGUCCCCAGCCUGUGUGAAGGCCGGUUCGCUGGGCCUCUGCAGUACAGAGUGUGGAAGUCCCUGAAAGGGAUCAUCUACCCAGCUCCAGCCGCCAUCACCUUCAACGCCAGCACAUCCAACCCCUGGCUGAGCCUCUCCCCUUCCCUUACCUGUGUCAGGUACCAGACCUUCCAUAACCCGGUGCAGGACAACCCCCAGAGGUUCAACGCUGCCCUCUCCCUGCUGGGCAGCCAGGGCUUCACCUAUGGCCAGCACUACUGGGAGAUUGAGGUGUACAGCAGCACCGUUUGGACUCUGGGCGUGGCCCGCGAGUCCGUGGCCAGGAAGGGGGUGAUCAAGGCCCUGCCGGCCAAUGGGUUCUGGACUCUGUCCCUGUCGUACGGGGUCCAGUACAUGGCGGGCACCUCCCCCCCCACUGUGCUGCCCCUGGAGGAGCGCCUGAGCCGGGUCGGGGUCUAUCUAGACUACAAGAGGGGGCUGGUGUCCUUCUACAAUGCAGAGAACAUGGCACACCUCUACACCUACCAGGAGAACUUCACAGAGACCCUCUACCCCUACUUCAACCUGGGCUUUCUGGACAAGGUACAUGAGAAUGAACCCCUCAAGGUGUUCCUUCCCAAAAUCUGACCGGGAUCUCAGCCACAGGCACACAGAGUACACCCCACAUCUGUCUCUAGGCUGGACCAGGACAGACUUAUAUACUUGUGGGGAGGACAGACUGACACAGUACCCUGUAGAGAGAUGCACAGGAAUUCUAGUCCCGCCCCCAGCAAGACUGAGCCAACCGUACCAUGGUUCAGAACACAUCAGGAUCUGUUCAUGUUUCAUCUCAUCUAUUUUUUUUGUGAACAUAUCGCAAUAAUUUUCAAAUAGCACAUAACAAUGAUUGUAAUAAGAAAUAAUCCAUGCUUGUGGUAAAUAUAUAGCAGUUGUGGUUGUGGUGUUAUAGCAGUUAAAGGUGAUAGCAUGAAGAAAUAUUUUGUACUUACCUCAUUUGAAAUAUCUACAUUUAUCACUAAACCAUGAGGUUGUUUUAAUAUAUACUGAUUUAAAAUAUAUACCUUAAAUAUGCCACUUUAAAGCUUAGCUACACCGACAUGUACUAAAAAUAUUCAAUAAAUACCAAAGGCCAUGAACGUUUCUGAUGCAUGUUGUGUGCUGCUGGGACACAUCCUCCAGCUUUUAUUUAUGGAAUUUGUUAGUCACCAUGGUUUCAGUGCCAAAAGACAGCCUGAAAAUAAUGACCACUGCACAUGCAGCACUAAGCCCAUGACACUGUGACAAUCAGUAAAGAUGGAAGUGCAGAUAUAAGUUAUAAAGGGGAGGAAAAGGAAUUACCUGCACUUCUCCCAAUUUGGAAUAACCAGCUGCAGGCCCAUCAUAUCACUGCCUACAUUCUCCAUUAAUAUGGGAAGUGCAGCACCUGUGUUAGACCACAUUCAAGCACAUUCUUUUCAUUUUAAACUAUUGUCUUUUAAAAUUUAGAUGAAGGCAAAGUCAAAUCAAGAAUAUGUACAGAAUAUCCUGUUCUUGUUAUAAUGUUAUACGUUAUAUGUUAUAAUGUUAUGAUGUUAUACGUUAUAUGUUAUAAUGUUAUAAUGUUAUAUGUUAUAUGUAAAAAUGUUAUAAUGUUAUAAUGAUAUACGUUAUAUUUUUUAAUGUUAUAAUGUUAUACAUUAUGAUUAAAUGGCCUUGACUGGCUGUUUUGUGGAGCACACUGCAUGACCAGCAGUUAAAGUAACCAGAUCUCCCUGGCUGAUGGAAAACUAUUGUAAGAUAUUGUGCACACAUUUAAUAUUUUGUGAAAAAUACAUUAUAUGCAUUUUUAUUUAGUGUAAACUACCACAUUUGUAUGAAGGUUUGUAUGAAUACAUAGGUUUUCAGAAGUAAUUGUGCAAUCUGACUGAAUAACGCAAUGACUUUUGUAACUGAUUUCAAGCGGAAGUGAUUAAAAUUUAUAUAUAUA